Molecule: messenger RNA, 990 nt
Organism: Cyanidioschyzon merolae strain 10D
Lineage: Eukaryota; Rhodophyta; Bangiophyceae; Cyanidiales; Cyanidiaceae
Product: plastid-lipid-associated protein PAP
Exons: 1
Coding region: 1-990 (329 amino acids)
Source: RefSeq, a predicted model, not a curated record
AUGGCACCCAGGUACACACCGAAAGUGACUGGUUUUGUCGAAAGCGCGAGCUGGUCGUUGAAUGGAGGAAGCAACACGCACCACCUGCUGGUCAGCGGGCGAGGAGAGGCUGCGGUGCUGGAGGCCCCAGCAAGGAAGUCGCGGUAUCAGACGGCCGCUGGCGUGCGUACUCCGACCGUCCGACACGUCGCUGCGGUGCGACACCUCCGCUGUACCCAGGAGGCGGGCCCUGGCAGUCGUUGGAACGCCUCUUCUGGAGCGUCCCGGCCAGCGGACGAUCGUUUCGCUGUGCGUGACUCGAAUGUGGUCGAGAUACCGGGACGCACGCUAUCCGUGUCGGAGCUGAAAAGCGAGCUCUUGCGAUCCGUGGCUGAACAGAACCGGGGUCUUGCGUCCACCAGCUCCAGUCGAAAAGAGACACUUGAGCUGGUACGCGCUCUGGAACGUGAGCAAGCGCAAGGAAGCAGUCCGUCGACGACGAUUGCGGCACCAUGUAACCUCGGCUGGGCGGAGCAAGCGUCCAAAGUAUCCGGUGACUGGAAGCUGUUGUUUACAACCGCCCUUGAUGUGCUUCUAUUGGGAUGGAGUGUCUUACCAUUCACUCCGCAGGUCGGAUCGAUCUAUCAGAAUAUUCGUGUCGCGCUAUCCGCGGAUGCGAUGGAAUUCACGCUCGAGAACGUGGUGCAGUUCGCUGCACCAGCUAGUUUCCUGCUAGCCCAGUUUGGUAUAGAGGAUUCCGACGCUACGCUACGGGUAUUUGCACGCGGACAAUGCGACCGCAGCCGCCCACAGCGACUGUAUCUGCGUUUUGAGCGUGCGCGGCUGGAGCCGAAUCGCUUUCUGGGACGCCGCAUAGACGAGACGCUACCACCGCUGCAGUUGCCGCUUCGAGGAACUGCCGUUGGGUGGACAGAACUGACAUUCCUGGAUGAAGAUCUGCGAAUCAUUCGAACUGCAGUGAAUGAUGUGUUUGUGCUGUGGCGCGUCUGA